Messenger RNA from Capsicum annuum, 1916 nucleotides. RefSeq names its product dual specificity protein phosphatase 12. Lineage: Eukaryota; Viridiplantae; Streptophyta; Magnoliopsida; Solanales; Solanaceae. Bases 274 to 1359 code for a protein of 361 amino acids. The record is from RefSeq and is a predicted model, not a curated record. Gene Ontology annotation, biological process: protein dephosphorylation. The transcript is spliced from 7 exons. Gene Ontology annotation, molecular function: protein tyrosine/serine/threonine phosphatase activity.
UGGCAAUAAAAUUACUAGACCAGCACUUUAACAGAAAGUAAAGAUGGAACACUUUAGGAGAAACUAGUUUUAAUUUUCUGGACGGGCUCCUAAGAGAGGCCCAAAAUCUUAAUGAGAGCAGCGUUUGUUCUCUGACAAGAGUGACAAUAGCCACACCACUCUGUCUCAGCCGUAAACUUGGUGAUCUCUUUCUCCGCCGAAUUCCUCCACCAUCUUCUUACUUUCUCCCCUAAAGUCAAAAACAAGCUCUGUUAAGGAAUCUGCUUGUGGGAUAUGCCGUAUCUGGUUCGUGAGCAUCUAUUCAUUGGCAAUAUAGGCGAUGCAGCGGAGGUUCUUCAGCAUGGAAGUGAUGAAUUUACACAUAUCUUGUCCAUCCUUAGCUCCGCUUCAAUCUCCUUUUUCUCAGAAUGGCGUUCUGGCCUUUCAAUUCCAACCAAAGAGAUCCGGAAGGAAUAUGUUGGGUGUUUGGGAAAUGCAGAUGCUAUAACUGAUGAGACUAAGAUCUCAUCAACACCUAAGAAACUCCUCUACUCGCUAGAGUAUGCAGGGAAAGAUUUGAAGUUUAUAAGGAGGGCUGUGCCGUUGAGAGACAUGGAGAACGAAAAUUUGCUGGAUUCUUUGGGUGUUUGUUUGGAUUUUAUCGAAGAAAGUAGAAAAGAGGGGUCUGUAUUGGUGCAUUGCUUUGCUGGUGUAUCAAGAAGUGCAGCCAUCAUUGUAGCUUACCUGAUGAAAACUGAACAACUAUCUCAAGAAGAUGCGAUUAAAUCGCUACGUCAAAACUGUGAAUUUGUCUGCCCAAAUGAUGGUUUCCUAGAUCAGUUGAGAAUGUUUGAAGAAAUGGGUUUCAAAGUAGAUCAUGCAAGCACCAUUUACAAACGCUUCCACCUUAAAGUCCUAGGUGAUUGUUAUAAUCGUGGAGAAAGAAUAGACACCUCUAAAUUUGGGGCUGAUCCAGGCGUGGCAAAAGAAAAUAUUUCCUCAGAUGUGGAUGUAUCCUUGACUAAGGAAACAACUCCUGCUCGAGCUUACCGCUGCAAGAAAUGCCGGAGAGUUGUGGCACUGCAGGGGAAUGUUGUGGAUCAUGUUCCAGGAGAGGGUGAGACAGCAUUUGAGUGGCAUAAAAGGAGAAGUGGCAAUCCUUUUAACAAGCCUGAGGACGAGUGUUCAUCUGUCUUUGUUGAGCCGUUAAGAUGGAUGAGGACAGUUGAAGAAGGUGCUAUGGAGGGCAAGCUUUUAUGUGGCCGUUGUGAAGCUCGCUUGGGUUACUUCAAUUGGUCAGGCAUUCAGUGCAGUUGCGGAAGCUGGAUUACCCCUGCCUUUCAACUCCAUAAAAGCCGAGUGGAUAUCAGCAACAUGUGAAAUUUUAUGAUAGGGAAAACUCCUAGUCUAGUCGAGACAUUAAGAAAGAAGGUUCUGGCAUUUUGCCCUGUCACACACCCGGUGCUUUGACAUCUUGGAAAUACUAGUACAUCGGGAACUUGGUAUACAUUUAAACCAAACUAAUCUGGCUAUACAGUUUUGGUAACAUCUGCAAAGAUGAAAUAUACUAGGGAAUCAAACCCUCUUUACCUGCUCUUUCAUGGUGGCCUGGAUAUAAAUUACUUGGAGACCUGGGACUUGGCUGCGCUCAUCUUAUAGGAUAUAUACAGAUACUCAUUAGCUGUUACAAUCAAGUGGGCGCAUGUACUUGGAGAACUUUCUUGUCCAAUGGAAGAGUUAUCUGCGUCGAGUAUAUGAAAUUAUAUGAAUCUAUCAGUUUGUCAAUUGUGUUUGAUGGCUCCUCUGGCACUUCUUAGAGCUCCCCUAGCUUCUACUUCACAUUUUAACACCUCAAGUUUUAUUGAUUGAUGGGUAGACCUCUUUAUAACACACGUUUUGUAUUAAAAGUUUUCCAGCGACUCGUAAAUUUCUCUUCA